CUCAGCCCGCUUCAGCGGGCCUUCAACUCCUUUUUACUGUCGAUGCCAUCUCACCAGUUGGAAGAGCUGGUUGAGUAUCUGCAUGCCCGUGAGAACCACCAGCCCAAAAGCCAUGUCGGACGUGGCAACCAGACGCCAAUCAAAUACCCUACGCCCGACGAUACGGCUUCUGAGGGCACAGCUUUGAGUGCCCGUCGUGGCUCUGUUGCUUCCACAAACAACGCUUCCAAGUCUUCGACUGCCCGUAGACGUAACCGCGAUAAGCCGCUGCGUCCUCUCAACAGUUUCAUUGCUUUUCGAAGCUUCUACUCGACCAUGUUUCCCGACCUUACUCAAAAAGCCAAGUCUGGAAUCCUUCGCUUCCUGUGGCAGAACGACCGUUUCAAGGCCAAAUGGGCUAUCCUUGCCAAAGCUUACUCUAAAAUCCGUGACGAGCACGCUGAUUCGAAAGACGUCUCUUUGGAGAGCUUUUUGAAUCUCAAUGCUGGAUACAUCGGUAUCCUUCAGCCAAGCCUCUACCUUGAGGCAAUGGGUUGGGAAUUGACUGUUGAUGAAGAACAGCAAUACACCAUGGCCAGAGUUAGCCAAACGACUACAAAUGAAGCGGAUGUCUCUACCAACUAUUCUGUCAACGACAUCGUCAAACACUGUUAUGACACUGGCUAUGUCUCCCAGAAAGAUCGACAGAAGCGGACGAGUUGCAACAACGAGGCCGUGAUGUCUUUCGUUGCUCAGCCGUGUCAGGCUGUCAAUGAGAAGAGCAACAUCCAAAUCUCCGGUACCAAUACUUUCGUUGACAAGGUUGACGACGCAAGUGACGCGAUCAAACGCUCCGUCGAAGAGCAAGCGGAAGACACUCCAACUCCCGCCUACAGCGAUAUGAGCUCG
Messenger RNA from Aspergillus glaucus CBS 516.65, 888 nucleotides. RefSeq lists its product as uncharacterized. Gene Ontology annotation, cellular component: nucleus. The annotation marks the transcript as partial. NCBI's taxonomy places the organism in Eukaryota, Fungi, Ascomycota, Eurotiomycetes, Eurotiales, Aspergillaceae. Gene Ontology annotation, molecular function: DNA binding, bending. Gene Ontology annotation, biological process: positive regulation of mating-type specific transcription, DNA-templated. The record is from RefSeq and is a predicted model, not a curated record. The transcript has 2 exons.